Dendrobium catenatum is the source of this 646-nucleotide messenger RNA. RefSeq names its product CASP-like protein 1E1. The record is from RefSeq and is a predicted model, not a curated record. NCBI's taxonomy places the organism in Eukaryota, Viridiplantae, Streptophyta, Magnoliopsida, Asparagales, Orchidaceae.
GACAGGCUACGGCGGCGGCCCGGCGAGGCCGGUGGCGACAUCACCUAACCCUAGCCGGUUGCCCAAACUCAUAAUCCGGCUACUGGUGAUUGCUCUAACGUUCAUAGCCACAAUUGUUAUGGGCGUUGCCAAACAGACCUCUAGAGAAUACCAGGCAACGGUCAAGUCCUCUCAAAGCUCUUCAUUUGUCUAUUUCGUGGUGGCUAACGCGUUCGUCUGCGUCUACUCGGCGAUGGCCGUUGGCUUCUCGUUCAUCAACUCGUCAAGCUCCAGCCUUGAGCUUAUUCUCAGCAUCGCCGACGUGCUUGCGCUUGGCUUCCUGUUCACUAGCAACGCGGCCGCUAUGGCCGUGGAGGUGUUGGCGAGGAAAGGUAACGAAGAUUUUGGCUGGGGAAAGUUCUGUAACAUUGCAGAUAAGUUCUGCGGCGAAGUCACGGCUGCCAUUGUUCUCUCUUCAUUGGCCACCGUCGCAUAUUCUCUGCUUCUCGUGUUAUCCAUUGUUAGUCUUCACAAGAGAUCUGUGUACUGAAGUUUAGGGUUUGGAUGUAUGUCCUGUGUGUGUUUGUGGAAGGCGAGUUGGUUUGAUUAAUUUAACGCUUUGAUUGCGUUUGUCAUAAUUUAGGAAGGUGUUUGGUUGAGUGGACAA